UUCGCUUAAUGUCUCCAUCAGUGAAUAAGAUAUGCGUUCUACUGAUCAAUUGCUCGAACUCGUUCGAUUUCUGCGUCGGGAAAAGGAAAUUGCCAUUUCCCGAUCUGAAGUACAAGAAGCCGAAACGCAGCGUUUCAAGACACAACUGGAACAAGCCGAACGUCUUGCAAGUGAAGCUCAGACUAAUUUGCAUCAUGAGCGAGAGCGGUCUGCAACGUCUGCACUGACAUCCGAGAAACAUACAGAAAAGCUACUCCUUCUUCUGAAGUGUCUCAAGCUACUAUUCGCCCUCCACCCAGAGAAGAUCGUUUGCCCUCAUUUGGUAGAAAUACUCUGGCCUUUGAAGACGUGGGGGAUGAUGGAAUUGUUCCCAGUACUCCUGUCCUUCUGCGGCCAAGAACGAAUGAUGGUUUUGCUGAAGCCGUCAGUUCGCCACAAGUCAACACGCGCUUCGUUUUCGGAACUGUUCCGGAUCUGUCGCUGUCCGCUGGCAGUAGCCAUAUCAAUGCUCCUUCUCAUUUGGAAUCGCAAGGCAUGGAAGAUACACGUAUGGAUUUGUCUCAGCUAGAUGAGAACUCUGGUCGUAGCGUGCCAUCUACGCCGUUGCAAGCGUCACCCCACGACGAGUUGCCUGCUGGCUGCCCAGGAGAAGACGCUUCAGUGGUUCCAUCAGGAAAUGCCGAAGAACAAGGAGAUUUCGAAGGUGGUCCUGACCUUGAAGGUGAUGCUGCCGCCGAAAUAGACCUUCUUGGCGAAGAUGACCAAGAUACUGGUAUAGAUAACGAUCAGUCCACCAGUCAACUAGGGCAAGAUGCAGGUCCUACAAGUACAAAUGAAGAUGAAUCGAUGCCGGAAGUUCAGAAUGCUCAAUCGGUUGAAGGCACAGGCCAAUCAAUGACGACACAACCAUCUUCUGCACCAUCGUUUUCUUGUUCCCCGACUACUCGGGCGGCAAUGACUCGACGAGGAUCAAUGGCUGGUUUUCCACGUGGUCGAGGAAUGAGCCGCGAAGAUUCACGCUUGUCGGCUGGGCCGAAUCCUAUAGUCGUCCCGUUCCCAUUACUUGGACGCCCAAUCCAGAAUCGCAGCAGGCUUAUACUCCUAACCCUGCCCGUGUUUUCCGUCGCGCUACAGCUGUAGUGGCGUCACCUGCUCCAGGUACGCCUUCUGUAACAACUGAGCCACCUGUUGUUGUCCCCACAGCCGCUCCAGUUCCAUCGCUCAUUCGAGGCCGAGGAGCAACGCGAGGUCGCUCGCGACCAAGAGCACCAAGGCGGAUGUAAACGUAAAUAUUGUGCUUUAACUUUGAUUUUGAUUUCCGUUACGUUCCUGAUAUUGACAUGUCAGUUUUUUCGUUCUUGAUUUAAAUGAUAUCCUCAAUCUUUCAAGAGGAAUUUUUAAAUACACAGUCUACCAGUU
Molecule: messenger RNA, 1419 nt
Organism: Daphnia pulex (common water flea)
Lineage: Eukaryota; Metazoa; Arthropoda; Branchiopoda; Diplostraca; Daphniidae
Exons: 3
Coding region: 535-1140 (201 amino acids)
Source: RefSeq, a predicted model, not a curated record